Molecule: messenger RNA, 896 nt
Organism: Drosophila arizonae
Lineage: Eukaryota; Metazoa; Arthropoda; Insecta; Diptera; Drosophilidae
Gene: Obp8a
Product: Odorant-binding protein 8a
Molecular function (GO): odorant binding
Source: RefSeq, a predicted model, not a curated record
AUAGGUGAACCCAAGAUGACAUUCGUGCGAAUGCUGAUCUUGAUGCCGCUGCUGCUAUCGCUACUGGCUAAAUGCGGCCCGUUGGCUUUGCCGCCGCCGCCACCACCACCCACUCCUUCAGCCCGAUCCGCCCAAUCGCUGGCCAUACUGCGUGCUCGAGAUCAAUGCUUCCGCAGCGAGCGGAUCAGCCCGAAUCAGCGCCUGGCCCUGGACAGACAGCAGUAUAGCAAUGUACCCUAUGUGCAUCGCUAUGUCUAUUGCUUCUGGACGCGCCUACAGCUGUGGCACGAUGGCACCGGCUUCGAUCCGAUGCGCAUUGUCGAAAGCUUUGGCGGCCCGAGGCGUCUGAAUCUGGAGCAGACCGUGCCGGCCAUCAAUGGCUGCAAUGCGCAUGCGCGUCGCUCGGCCAGAACGGCGCUGGACUGGUGCUACGGCGCCUUUGUUUGUGUGCUGCGCACCACGGUGGGCGAUUGGUAUCGCCACCACAUGCAGGACGUCAUCAAUGGCAACGCCUAGGCUGGCGAUAAUGCAAGCAAUUAGGUGAUUGGGACCACAUACAUACAUACAUACAUACAGACAUAUGUAUUUAGCUUGUGUAAUUAAUGAUAAAAGAUGUUUGGAUUUUUGGUGUUGGUUAAUCGCUUGGGCAGUCGAGCAGUCGAGCAGAACAAAAACAUUUGAAAAUCCAGUGUUAUUUGAUCUAACUAGAAAUAAGUAUAGUAAAUUCGAUAAUCGAUAGUUUGUUAGGGGCCGGGCUGGCAGCAGUUGUUCCAUAACUAACUGAUUUUUUGGCUUUGCGUAGCUUUAAUGCACAUUCAUCUGCUGGUUGUUCAGACACUUGGAAGUCGUAGUAGACUUGGGCAGCAAAAUUCACUAAAAUUUAUACUGAAGACUUU